UGUAUAAGUAUGUCAAUAUAAUACAGCUAGUUCUCUCAUGAGUAACACGUGAACUGACAAUGGAAUUAAAUCAAAGUUCACUGCAGUCGGAAUUGCAUUUUAACAGUUAAUGAUUCGUUACACGCUUGAGUCAGUUGUUUAUACAGACGCCUUUUGUUACUUUUAAACUAAAUAUUCUAAGCAAAGGAUUACCAUGUUGGAAGGAACUUUAACUCUUUUAUUACUAGUUUUAUUAAUAAGCUGGCUCGUGUUCAAUCACGUGAGGUCAAAAUCAUUGCCACCGGGACCUUUUGCGUGGCCAGUUAUUGGAAAUAUACGACUUUUUCAGAAAGACCCUCAAGGAUACAAGAAAUUCACGCAACUUGCUGAAAAAUAUGGAAACGUAUACAGAUUGUAUUGUGGGUCAACGCUUAUAGUAAUGUUAAACGGAUUUGACGCGAUUCAUGAAGCAUUCACAAAGAAGGCAGAUAUAUUCACGGACAGACCUCAACUGUUUGCACCUCUGAUUGGAGUUUCUAAAGGAACGGGAUUAACUUACAACAGUGGCCAUCGAUGGAAGACGUUACGUCGUUUUACGUUACAAGCGUUGCGUGAUUUUGGUGUCGGAAAAUUGACGUUAGAAGAGCGUAUACGAGAAGAGAUCUUGGUAUUGGCGUCGAUUUUGAAGAAUGCAAACAAUUCCCCUAUCCGAAUGAAACCCUACCUUCUGUCGGCUGCAACAAAUAUCAUUUGUAGUGUAAUGUUCGGAGCAAGGUUUGAGUAUAGUGACUCAAAAUUCUCUGAGUUGACAGAGGUCUUGGACGGAAUUUUCAAACUAAAUGCACCAUUUGCAAAGGAAAACUUCUUUCCUAUAACUCGCACAUGGCCUUCUGGAAAAGAGUUGAUAAGAAACAGAACAGCGGCGAUAGAACGUGUGAAGUCUUAUCUGUCUGAGACGAUAGAAGAUCACAAAGUCACGUUUGAUCCAGAGAAUAUACGAGAUUUUAUUGAUCUGUACAUAAAAGCAUCUAAGGACGAGUCGGAACCUGAGCUUUUUACUGAGGCGAAUGUAUAUAAGAUAAUAGUUGACUUGUUCCUGGCUGGCGGAGAGACCACGGGAACCAGUCUCGACUGGGCGUUGCUUUAUAUGAUUAUGUACCCGGAUGUACAGAGCAGAUGUUUUAACGAAAUAUCAAAGGUGGUUGGAUCCGGGCGGCCAGUGUCACUGUCUGAUAGAAACCAGAUGCCUUACACACAAGCCACAUUGCUUGAGCUGCAACGAAUUUCCAAUACACUAACAUUUUCACUGCCUCAUGUUGCUAAACAAGAUGCUACAUUACUUGGCUACGACAUACCUAAAGACGCCAUUAUAAUUGCUAAUUUGUAUUCAGCACAUAUUGAUACUAAAUACUGGCCUGACCCGGAGAAGUUCAUGCCAGAAAGGUUUCUAGACAGUGACGGGAAUGUAUUGAGGAAAGACGGACUGGUUCCUUUCGGAGACGGACCCAGAUUGUGUAUCGGAGAACCUUUGGCAAGGAUGGAGUUGUUUCUGAUAUUUUCAAAUUUGCUACAGAAGUUCCAGUUCAAACAAGUUGAUGGAGAAGAGUACUCAAUGGAGGGCAUUCAAGCUUUAACGCUCACUGCUUUACCAUACCAUUUGAAAGCUGUUUCCAGAUGAAACAAUACAAACAAUGAAUCCAA
Molecule: messenger RNA, 1680 nt
Organism: Ruditapes philippinarum (Manila clam)
Lineage: Eukaryota; Metazoa; Mollusca; Bivalvia; Venerida; Veneridae
Product: cytochrome P450 2J4-like
Exons: 9
Coding region: 194-1657 (487 amino acids)
Biological process (GO): xenobiotic metabolic process
Cellular component (GO): intracellular membrane-bounded organelle; cytoplasm
Molecular function (GO): oxidoreductase activity, acting on paired donors, with incorporation or reduction of molecular oxygen, reduced flavin or flavoprotein as one donor, and incorporation of one atom of oxygen; heme binding; iron ion binding
Source: RefSeq, a predicted model, not a curated record